ACCAUUCACUAUGUUUGCUGUUCGAGGACUAGGAAAGCUAAUCUUUGGUGACGAGAAGAAUCCAGAGCUCAUUAGCUUACCUCACGGCGACUUUUAUGUCACGACCGUUGAAGGCAAAAAAUCCACUCGAGAAAAACUAUUCUCUGACAGCCAAAUGGCCCUUCGUCGCACUACUCAAAAGUUCCAGUACCAAAUUGUUGUCACUCGCGCAGUCGACGCAAAGAACCCUCCAGAGGAUGAUCUCGAGGAUGAACAGACUUUUUUGGUCGAUGAAGCGAUUCAGUUCAGGAGAAGAACAGACGGUGAUAUCACUUCGUUUGUUUGGAUCGACGUAUCGGAGUCCAACGAAGUCUUUGAGUUCGUGUGUGACAAAGCAACUCAGAAAUAUGCCCUCGAAACAUUCGAAGCUACUGUGUACGACUGUAUGUAUGAGCGUAAAUCACAAAAAUCACGCGACGAAGCUACCGAGCAAGAUAUUGAAGCCAUCAAAAAAGUUCAGCUAGUUCCAAACGCCUCGGCCGCCGCUCCCAGAGAAAAAUCUGUCGAUGAUUUGACUGGUUUGAUGUCCAACCUCAAGACCCAGGAAGCAAAGGAAAAGGGACCAGCUGGAAAUGAACCCCUCAACAGCUCUUUGCCUACUGGAGACGCCCAACGCAUGAUCCAUACUGUGGCUGAUCUCCAUCUCUUUGACCAAAAAAGCAAUGCCUUUGUUCCAAAGGUCACGAAUACCGAUGUCCGCUUGGUACAAAUUGGUCCUUACAAAUAUUGGCUCUCUGUCUCACAAGGCAGCAAACCCCUCAUUGCACAAUUGGUCGAACCAUCCAUGAACCCCGUUUUCAACAAAGAACACAAGGCUUUCAUCUGGAAUUAUUAUGAAGGCAAUCAUGUCUAUUCAUGGCUGCUUCAAUUCCCUAGCAAGGAGAGCAUUGAGACAUUCAAGGAAAUGUUCGGAAGAUGUAUUUUCGAGGCUCUCAACCAGACCUCAUUUUCCAAGUUUGAGAAAGGAGAUCAGGAUUAUGUUAUCAACGCAUUUGAGGAAGAGAGUGAAAUGGCAGAAGAUGAUCUUUCCGACGAAGAAGAACUAUUCCAUGAUGUUGAAAAUGAUGAUUCAGACGUUGAGAGCAAUGCUGACCACUUUGCCGAUGGAACCGAGAAGAAUAAGCACUUGCAAGUGGGUUACAAGAAUGCUCGUUCCUUCGUCGUUCGUGGUGACAAGAUUGGCGUUUUCCAACAUACCGAUGACGACAAGCUCAAAUUCUACACCACCAUCAACAAUGUUCGCGACUUGCAGGGAAAGCCAUUGAACCCUAAGCAGGCCAUGUUGCAUCAAGAAGACUCUUCCAUGAUUCUUUUGGACCCCAAGGACAACCAUCGUGCAUACAAGAUGGAUUUGGAGCGCGGUGCUGUUGUGGAAGAGUGGAAGGCGCACGACGAUGUAGCAUUGAACUAUAUCACGCCAGAAGCCAAAUAUGCUCAAAUGACCAAUACCCAGACGCUUGUUGGUAUCUCGCCAAACGCUUUGUAUCGUAUUGAUCCUCGUCUGGCUGGAAACAAACUUGUGGAUUCUCAAUUCAAGCAAUACGUAUCCAAGAAUGACUUCUCCGUCGUCUCCACUACCGAGAAGGGCUAUGUUGCUGUUGCUUCUAACAAGGGAGACAUCCGUUUGUUCAACGAAAUUGGCAAGAACGCUAAGUCGGUGUUGCCUGCAUUGGGUGACCCUAUCUAUGGUUUGGACCUUACUGGCAAUGGUAGAUUCAUCAUUGCUACUUGCAAGACCUAUCUUUUGUUCAUUGAUGUCGAAAACAAGACCGAUCCCAAGAGACGCCUUGGUUAUGAGCAUUAUUUCCCCAAGGAUGACAAGCCUAUUCCUCGCAGACUGCAAUUGAAGCCUGAACAUGUUGCUUACAUGCAAGAGCCCAUCAACUUUACUCCAGCUCGCUUCAACUCUGGUCCCAAUGAAGAGACCACCAUUGUCGCGUCCACCGGUCCCUAUGUUGUUAGCUGGACAUUGAAGAAGAUUAGACUUGGAAAGAUUUACGAUUAUACGAUCAAGAAGUACGACGAUGUGGUCGUUUCCGAUAACUUUGUCUACGGUAACGAUAACAACAUUGUUGUUGCUCUCCCGAACGAUGUCACUACCUUGUCCAAGAAACAGCUCGGUACCCCAAGAAACAUCUUGACCACGCCUUCCCAGAACUUGCGCUCGCGUUCUAACAUCGUCAAUGCCCCUUACUAAGAGAUGCAUAAUAAGAACUAAAUCCCUUUCUCCAUCUGACAUUCCCUCAGACCCUUUUCUGGUUGACGUUUUCUUUUCUAUUUCCUACCAUACGACAGCUUUCUUAUCAUCUUUUUUUCUUUCCGAUCCAAUACUCUAGUUUCCUCCUCCCACUUUUGUCCAAUAUAAUAUAAUAAAUAAAAAUCCCACUCCCAAUUGAUUGUAGUAGCAAAACGUAAAGCAGGUCGUUUUU
Messenger RNA from Umbelopsis ramanniana AG, 2468 nucleotides. RefSeq lists its product as uncharacterized. Lineage: Eukaryota; Fungi; Mucoromycota; Umbelopsidomycetes; Umbelopsidales; Umbelopsidaceae. Gene Ontology annotation, cellular component: cytoplasm; nucleus. The transcript is spliced from 11 exons. Bases 11 to 2236 code for a protein of 741 amino acids. The record is from RefSeq and is a predicted model, not a curated record.